This is a messenger RNA of Tuber melanosporum (Perigord truffle), 1187 nucleotides long. RefSeq lists its product as uncharacterized. The transcript is spliced from 6 exons. The record is from RefSeq and is a predicted model, not a curated record. The coding region runs from base 89 to 1081 and encodes 330 amino acids. Gene Ontology annotation, cellular component: cytoplasm. Gene Ontology annotation, molecular function: glutathione transferase activity. Lineage: Eukaryota; Fungi; Ascomycota; Pezizomycetes; Pezizales; Tuberaceae.
AAACUUCUUCUACCCUCAGCUUUUCCGCCGGGCUUACAAGGAGCAUAUACCAUCAUCCUCAGUAUUACCUAGAGUACAAUCACGAACAAUGGCUGCUCCCAUUCAGAAGCACAAGAUUACCGAGUGGGUCGCAGUGGACUCCAAGACUGGUGAAUUUCAACGCAAACCAUCUGUAUUUCGCGACGCCAUCUCAAAAGUUCCUGGAGCUCAAUUCCCUCCGGAGAAGGGCCGGUACCACCUCUACGUCUCAUAUGCCUGUCCGUGGGCUCACCGCACCCAAAUAAUCCGUGAACUUAAAGGCCUGCAAGACAUCAUAUCACUGAGCGUCGUGCACUGGCACAUGGGGUCUAAGGGAUGGCGUUUUGCGACGGAAGAGGAAGUCGCCGAGUCCCCGGAGAUGACGGCCGCUCCGGAGCCCGUUAACGGUGCGACCUACCUCCAAGAUAUCUAUUUCAAGGCGGACCCCCAAUACGGGGGCCGCUACACCGUCCCAAUCCUCUGGGAUAAAAAGACCAGUACUAUCGUCAACAAUGAGAGCAGCGAGAUUAUCAGGCUCCUCUACACCGAAUUUGACGACCUUGUCGACGAGAAAUUCCGUGGAAACCUGUUCUAUCCGGAGGAUAAGAGGGGGGCCGUUGACGAGCUCAACUCGUGGGUUUACGACACCAUAAACAACGGAGUCUACAAAUCUGGGAUCGCUACCAAGCAAGGCGCUUAUGAAGACGCUGUAACAGCACUCUUCGCGUCCUUGGAUCGUGUAGAAGGGCUUUUGAAGUCUUCCGCUGGGCCCUAUCUUCUCGGCGGGAAGAUCACGGAGGCGGAUGUGUGCUUAUAUCCCACCAUCGUCCGCUUCGAUCCGGUGUAUGUCCAGCACUUCAAGUGUAACAUCGGGAUGAUUCGUCAUGAUUACCCUGCUAUACAUAAAUGGUUAAGGCAUCUCUACUGGGAUAUCCCGGCUUUCAAGCAAACCACAAAUUUUGAGCAUAUCAAGAAACAUUAUACAAAAUCCCAUGCCCAAAUAAACCCGACUGGAAUAACACCGCUCGGGCCUCUACCACAUAUUCUGCCCCAGGAUGUUUGAAAUAACUUCAGUCUAAGAUAUACCAUCAUAACUAAUCACUCGCAGAGCUGACAUGAGGAGGAUCUUGGGCAUCGGAAAUCUCAGAAAAAUUCGACCUAAUUGGUCA